Molecule: messenger RNA, 2211 nt
Organism: Dendrobium catenatum
Lineage: Eukaryota; Viridiplantae; Streptophyta; Magnoliopsida; Asparagales; Orchidaceae
Exons: 18
Coding region: 9-1913 (634 amino acids)
Source: RefSeq, a predicted model, not a curated record
UUUUUAUAAUGUUACAUUUGAUAUCAAUUCAAAACUUUAGGUUUUCGAAUUUGGACGUGCCAACUGUUCCUGAAUUUCUUAAGAUUCGCUAUGCAUUUGAGCUAUUGACUAAUCCAUUAUGGAAGAGGGAUUAUGACCUUUUUGCUAUUGAUGAGCAGCUGCCAGUUAUGAAUGAGGCCAUCAGAAGAUAUGCGGGGAAAGACUACUCAAAAAUCGAUCUCCCAUUACUAGAUGCAACUCCACGUGACUUGAUGAAUCAAGAUUUUAAUGUCCUGACAUUUGAAGAAUUUACGUCCUUCGUUGGAGGAUCAAAAGCAGUGUUGAUACAGGUUUUUUCAUUUGGAAGUCAUCACUGUGCGAAAUUUAUCAAGAGCUGGAAGAGAAUAGCUACUUUGCUGGACGGGGUUGCAGACUCUGGCUUGGUGGAACUUCAACAUGUGCAACUUGCAACUUUCCUUGCUGAGCGAAACUCUAUGAAGCAACCAAUUUUCCGAAAUGGUUUACCUGCUCUUGUUGCAUUUCCCCCUAAUUGUGCCAAUUCCGAUUGUUAUACAAGAUACAGUGGAGAUUUGUCAGUUGAUGCGAUUGUUGAUUGGUUGGCUACAACUGUACUUGAGUUGCCUCGGAUUUUGUAUUAUUCAAAAGAAUCUCUGGUUCAAAAGUUUUUUGCAACUAGUGGCAGCCACAAGGUAAAGGUUAUUAUCUUCUCAAAAACCGGAGAACGUGCUGUUCCAUUCCUACGUCAAGCUGCGAAGGACUAUUCAUCAUUUGCAUCAUUUGCGGCUGUUUUAUGGAAGGAAGAUGAGUCCUCUAUUUGGUGGAACAUGUUUCAAGUGGAUUCAGCUCCUGCUAUUGUGUUCGUAAAGGAUCCUAGUGUCAUUCCUCUUGUUCAUCAUGGUAGUCUGAAUAGUUCCCUGUUUUUUGAACUAAUGGAGAAAAACAAAAAUCAAGAACUCCCCCAAUUAAGAAGCGCAAAUUCCAUGGAGUUAGGUUGUGAUGCUAAAGGUUUUUCUCGUGCUGGAAAUUAUGCUGAAACUUGGUAUUGUGCAAUUGUUGCUGGUCGUCCUGGCCUUGCACUAAACAAAAUGAGAGAAGCCAUGCGCAGGAUCCAGAAUAUAUUAAUAGAUGAUUUUGGCUCCAAUGGAGAGAAAACUUCCAUUAAAACUCCUGUAGCUGCUGCAGUAUUUAAAGAGAAACGACUUACAUUUGCAUGGCUAGAUGGGGGAGUUCAGAAGGUUUAUUGUUUGUUUUAUCUGCAUAAACUUGAGAACAUCUAUGAAACAUGCGGGCCCAGUGAUUAUGAUUCUAACAAUAUGCCUCGGCUAUUUAUUGUCCGUUACAAAAGAAAUUCGUCUGAGGAUGAAGCAAGGACUAAGAGAAAGCCCAACAAUAUUUGGAAUGCAUUUGAUGGGGAGGAUUCCAAUCUUGCAUCUCAGAUAGUUGCUAUAUAUAAUGGCUCAAUGGAUACUCAAGAGGUCAUUCAAUGGUUAUCAUGGAUUGUAGAGGAUGGCGAUAAGAAUACCAGUCAUCCUUAUUUUAUUGGAGCAGCUCCUUCACUUGUUCCAGAGGAUUCAACUACAUUUGUUUCAAAGAGUGCCCAGAAUAUAUUCUCCACUGGCAAGGGAAUAAAAACUAGUAUUCAUGGCGUUAUUAUUGGCAUCCGUGAUUACCUGAGAGAUCCCAGAAUCGGUCCAGUUUUAAUUUUGUUAGCUUGCGUAUCAUUUGGAACCAUUUGGAUGCAGUCGAACACUCUGCCAGCACAGCCUACUAAAGUGGAAGAUGAUGGUACAGAUGCAGCAAGAAAUCUGAGUAAUCGUAGAAGGAAAGGAUCGGGUCACAAUAUCACACCAUCCAUUACUGAUGCAGAACCCAAAGAUGCUCAGCAACUGUUAUCAGAUUCCAAUUCGGACUAGCCACUGCAGACAGGUCAAGUCGCUGAUUCAUCAUCAGCUAUCGGCUUUGAGUAAUCCAUACUUAAAAGAAUGAAUUUAGCUCAUUGGAAAGGAACGGUGCUAAAGGUUGUCAAGCUUUGAAGAUUUCCGAAUAUUUAAACCUUCCUAUAAAAUAUUUGAGAUGUUAUGUUUAUUAAAGCAUAAAUGAGAAUGUCGCGGUGUUGAAUCAACCCGCUUAUACUAACUAAUACAAGGGGUGUUUUAUUUCCCGCUAAACUAUAGAACCGAUUAUCUGAUCCGAGUUUUUAGUUUUGAAAUA